Dermatophagoides farinae (American house dust mite) is the source of this 8856-nucleotide messenger RNA. RefSeq lists its product as uncharacterized. Gene Ontology annotation, cellular component: cytoplasm; plasma membrane. Gene Ontology annotation, biological process: small GTPase-mediated signal transduction. Lineage: Eukaryota; Metazoa; Arthropoda; Arachnida; Sarcoptiformes; Pyroglyphidae. The record is from RefSeq and is a predicted model, not a curated record. Gene Ontology annotation, molecular function: small GTPase binding; guanyl-nucleotide exchange factor activity.
ACAACAAUGUUUUCCAUCAUCAUCAUCUAAAUCUAUGACAAAUCAACAGACAAUAUUUCGAAAUUAUCAUUAUUAUCAUCUGGAUAAUAAUAUUUCAAUUAUGAAUGGCAAAUCUCAUACAUCAUCAUCAUCAUCAAUGGUAGUCAAUCAAACAAUGAAGAAUUGUAAUAAUAAUAAAUCAUUUAUACAUGAUAACUUUCAACGAUUACGUCGAAGACGAUAUACAAGUUUUGUUAGUACCUCUUCAUCAUCAUUGUUCAAUACGAUUGACCAUCAUAGAUCAUCAUCAUCCACCGAAAUGAUGGAUAAUAAUAGUCAUCAUCAUCAUCAUAAUAAAUGGUCAUUAAUAGAACCGGAACUGGUUGGUAUAGCCAUAUAUAAUUUCCAACCUAAGCAUUCAUCAUCAUCAUCAUCAUCAUCGAAAGAUGGAAAAAAUCGAUAUCUACCAUUAUUAUUAGGUGAUAUCGUUAUUAUUGUUGAAUAUUAUGGCCAUCAAUGGUAUCGUGGUUUUCGUCCAUAUGAUGAUGUUACUACUAGCAAACAACAUCAUCAUCAGCAGCAAUUGGGUAUAUUUCCGGCCAGUUAUGUUCAUGUAUUCGAUGAUUAUCGUCAAUAUCGUAUCCAAUCCGGUCAUCAUCAUAAUAAUAUUAAUCCAAUGACAUUCUAUUAUUAUACAUUAUUAGAUCCAUUAUAUCUACAGGUGAUACGUACAUUACGUGAAUGGUAUCAUAUACUCAUUAGAACUUAUUAUCGUCAAAAUGUGAAUAUGGAAAAAUUUUUAAUCGUACGAAAUCUUAUCUAUGAAUUAUUCGAAUUAAUAUCGACAACAUUAGGUCGUGAUCUAGCACCAACAUUAUGGCGUCGUCGUCGUAAUCAAAUGUUGAAAAUAAAUUCCGAUCCAAAAGACCCAUUCGCAAGACUUUAUCUUGAUGAAGAUCACGAUGAUAAUGAUAAUGAUGAUAUUGAUGGCGGUGAUAAUCACAAUGAUCAUGGCCAUGGUUGUAAUGAUGAUAUUACCAGCGAUGAUGGUCAUCAACAUACAAUAUCAUCAAAUAAUUCAAUUGAGUCGAUAAAAAAUAUUACCACCUCUACAACAAUGACAAUGUUGGAUUCAAAUCUUGAAGAUUUAUAUGAACGUAUUUUAAGUAAAUUAAAUCAAGGAAAUCAGCAUCUUGCUAUGGAUAUAAUGCCCAGUUUUACACAUGGUACAACUAUCCUUCAGCAACAAACAUCAAAACUAAAUCAAUUUCAAAUUGAUAUCAAUUUUCUAACAUUCCAUGCCGAUGAUCGUCAAUCACUUGUUUCAAAUGAACGAAUCAAACAACGUACAAAAUUUUUCCCUUAUUAUCCAACUAGAAAAGAUCAAUGCAAAUAUCUACCGCGAAUACUUGAUUAUUAUAAUCAAAUUAAUCGUUGUUUUAAUCAGAAAUUUCGUUCCAAUAUAACGACAUCAAUUAAUCAACAACGGCAUUCAUUUUCAUCAUUUGUAACACCGACAGCAACAACAACACCAAAGAAUACGCCGACGACGACAACAAAUGCAAAUUCAAAUAAUUUGAUUAGGAAAUUUCGUCGUCAUCUAUUGUUCACGAUACGUGAUGCUAAUUUUGCCAUUUCCAAUACAGCGACUGGUAAUGGCUCAACAUCCAAUGGAAAUGGUCAUCAUACCAUAGAUUCGGAUCAAAUACAGAUUGAAAUAUAUCUAGUACGAUAUAAUAACCAUAAUCAAAUGAAUCAUUCGGAUUCAACAACAGCAUCAUCAACAUUAACAACGUCGUCGACCACAAUGAUGAUGAAUUCUUCGUCGACAAAUACUGCCAAUUAUGAAGUAUUGACCGAAAAAUUCUGUUAUCGUUUACCAUCUUCCUCAUCAUCAAGUCGAAAUUCUGUUAAUCAUAUGAAUCGAGCAUUAUUUCUUGAUGUUCUUUCCAAACGAACACCACAAAAUCUUAGUUCUACACAUGGCCAUCAUCAUCAUUCAUUUCAUCAUCAAAAUUCAUCACAACAUUCAGAUGCAUCAAAUUAUUAUCUAAUCAUACAAGUUUGGCGUUUUAGCCGCACAUUAACCAAUGAUAAUGGCCGUAAUAGUGUGAGUAAAUCCGUUUUAUCGACUUCGUUAUCAACAACUGGUCAAUCGGUUUUCCAUACAAUAUCCACGGCCAGUUCGAUUGGAUCAUCAGCUGCUGCAGCAGCAUCAAAUUCACUUUCAUCACUUACAUCGUUUGUAUCGAAUUCAUUUUCUAGUAAUUCGAACAAUAACAAUAAUAAUAGUGGUAAUGGUGAUUGCAAAACAACAACACCCGAUUCAUCAUCCAUUGAUUCAUCAUCAUCGCAACAACAGACAGCAAUGACACAUUCAUUUAAACGUUCGGUUGGUUUUGCUGUGAUACCAUUAUUAGAAUUGGUUAGCCGUGAUAAAGAAAUACGGCCAUCACCGGAAUUAUUUCAGAAUGAAUCAUUAUUAUUUAGGAUACUAUUUUCCGAUGAAUCAAUGCUGUUACCAUUAACAGUACGAUUGUAUGAAGGUGAUCUUACUGUAUCGAUACUUGAAUCAUUAUUAAAACAUAAUCGUCAAAAUGUACAUGCCCUUUCGAUUGGCCAUUCAUCAUCAUCAUCAUCGUCGUCGUCAUCAUUAUCAUUAACUUCUUCUUCAUCAAUAUCAUCACAACAGAAUUCAUCGAUCUCAAAAUUGUCAAUGCUGGCAACAAAUUCCUAUCAAUUGAUUGUUAGUGCAAAAUUUAUCAGUGAAUUAAUGAUCAAUAAUACAAAUAAUGUACAGUUGAAAAAUAAUUCAAAUAUUCAACAUUAUCCGACAUUAUCAUUGGCCGAUUAUCUGCUAUUGACGCAUAAUCAAAAAUCGAAUCUUUCCGGCCGUUCAUCGGUAGUGACAGAAGUCACCACGCCGUAUAAUUUUGUUCUGAUACAGAAACGUUGUUUUGGUGAUCUAAUUACAGCCGGUCAUUUUCGUAAUGAUUUCUAUCUAACAUUAGAAUCGGCUGAAUUCGAGAAAGGAGGUAAAACAAUAGCCAAAAAUAUUGAAGUAUCCGUUUGUCUUAUCACUGAAAAUGGUAUGCAAGAACGUGCAAUUAGUUCGGGUAUCAAUGCCGAUCCGGUUACUAUUUAUCGUUCGCAUAUACAAUAUCAUCAAAAUUCACCAAAAUGGUUUGAACAUUUAAAGGUGAAUGUACCAUUGGAACAAUUUGAAAUGGCACAUUUACGUUUUACAUUUUGCCAUUGUUCAUCGAGAGAACGUGAACGUAAAUUUCUUGGAUUCGCAUUUUUACCAUUAGCCGAUCAAAAUGGUGCAUGUCUUUCGGAUGGUGAACAUGAAUUAUAUAUCUAUAAAUGUGAUAAUGAACGUAAAAUUGAUGAUAGCCAUUUCUAUCUGCAACAAAUUCCAUGGGGUCCAAAUCAUCUAAAAGAUCGUAAAGGAUCAAUGAAUUCACAAAGUUUAUUAUCAUUGAAUUCAACAACGACAACCACCACUACCACGUCAUUAUCAUCAUUAUCGACUCAAUCAUUAUUGAAUUCUCGUUCAUCAAAAGAAAUGUUUCAUGUAAAAACAGCAUUAAUUUCUUCUAAAUUGACACAAAAUUCCGAUAUUUUAUCAUUAUUAAAAUGGUCAUCAUUACCAUUGGAUCAGGUAUUUGAUUCAUUGCAACGAUUGAGUCGUGUUCCAGGUGAAGAAAUGGUAAAAUUUCUUGAAGAUAUUCUUGAUGCAUUAUUUGCUUUAUUUACGAUGACCACAACAACCACCAAUACGGCUACCAAUAUUGUCAAUUUAAAUAAUUCAUCUGGAUCAUCAUCAUCACGAAUAUUAUUAAUUUUUCGUGUAUUAAUCGAUUUUUUCAAAACACUUAAUGAUCCAAAAUUUGUAUCCUAUCGUUCAGCAUUGGAAAAAUAUAUUGAAAAACAAUUUUCAGCUCCAUUAGUAUAUACGGGUUUGAUUGCCUGUGUACGACGUUCUGUUGAAAUGGUCAUUGUUUCCAUACAACACACGAAUAAUGAACGAUCAUCUUCUAUCGAUUUAUCAUCAACAUCAUCAUCGACAAUCGUUACGAAACGUGAUUUAGAAUUCAUUUUACGUUGUUUAUCGGUUCUAGAUUGGAUAUUGAAAAUUAUUGUUCAAUCCAGAAUUCUUUAUACUCGUGCAUCCAUAACGGAUAAUUUAAUAAUCGAAAAUUCCGUACUACAAAGUGAUGAUCAAUUCAAAAUGGAAUUACUUUCACUUUUUGAAACAAUUCAACGAUUACUUAAUAGUAAAUGUAAGUCAUCAGAUGAUUAUUUAAUUGUUGCCAUACAGGAAGCAGCAUUAAAUUCUAUGCCAAAUGCAUUUGAUUUUUUAUCACAAAUUCUUCAACCAUUUGAAAUGGCAAAAUUAAUUCAAUCAUUAGUUCAAUUUAACAAUCAUUCCAUGACAACAACAUCAUCAUCAACAAAUAAUCGUUUAUCCGAAUGUUUUUCACCCUCCGGUUCAUUAUCAUCAUCAUCAUCAUCAUCGGUAACGCCAACAAAUUCAUCAACACCAACAGCGAUGAAAAAGAAAACAUCAACAAUUAUUAAUGCAAAAUUAUCAUUACUACAACAAUCGAUUAAAUAUCCAUACAUAUGGAUGAUUGACGAUGAAGCACGAUUAGAAUUAUUGGACACGUACAUACGAAUGUUGAAUAUUUGUAUCGGAGAAUCCAAAUAUUCUCUAAAUAUUCUUCGUGAUAUUGUUACAUUUUUAAUUGAUAAUUCUGAAAAAUUUGAUCCAUGUCUUGUACGUUGUGCUGGUGUCGUCGGAGGACAGCAACGUCAUACGAAUGAACGAGAAAUUGAAAUGUUAUCAUUCGGUGCUGUCGAAUCGAUUGUUGAACAUAUAAUCGAAUUGAUAGGUAUUGUACCAACAUCAUUUGAUCAUUUACUAAUUGAUCAUCAUCACAAUCAUCAUCAUCAUCGAUUUACAAGAAUAACUGGUCAUAAUCAAAUGGACAUAUCAUCUACAGAAAUGAAUGAUUAUCUUGGAUCAAUGAUAAUAUGUUUAAUGGUACUAUUCGAUUAUAUGUCAGCAAAACAUUUUGAAAAAUUAUUUGAAAAACGGACAACAAUUCAAUGUAAAGAAUUAUUAUUAAAUCUGUUCGCCGUCUUUCUUAAUGCAUUAUAUUAUUUUUCGGAUAAUUGGCUUGAAAUCAAAAUGGCCAUCAAUCGUAUUAUGUUACAUUCUCUUACAAUGUUACGUACAACUGUUAUGUGUAAAAAAUUUCUUGGCCAUGAACAUUUUGAUGAAACAAUAUGGCGAAUGUAUUUUAAAUUAGCCAUUGCAUUUCUAACCCAGCCACGAUUACAAUUAGAACAAUCAUCAUCAUCACCAUCGUCGUCGGCGCCAUUCGUAUCAUCGGUAUCGUUAUGGGCAAAAAAACGUUUCAUAUUGGAUGUAUAUGGUUGCGAUAUGCGUAUCGUAAUGGGAUUGGAAUUAGUUUCCUGUUGGGAACUAAUUGGACCGUUUAAAAUAACAUUCAUACCAAAUCUAGUUGGACCAUUUGUUGAUGUAACAUUGAUACCGGAAUCGGAACUUCGCUAUGCUACGAUACCGAUUUUCUACGAUAUGUUAAUGGUUGAUUAUAUGGCUAAUGCUAAUUUUAAACAGGUUGAAGCUGCUCUCCUGGAUAAAUUGGAUGUCGUCGCUCACCGAAUUGAAUGUGAUCAACAAUUCAAAGAGUUAUUCACUCAAAUUUUAACGGACAUGAUUGAUGUACAAAAACCAGUUUGGUCGGUGGAUGGAUUAAAACUAGUUCGAUCUGUAUCCAGAUUUUUAACAUUAUUAAUUGAUUAUAAUAAUGAAUUGAAACGUGAAUUUUCGUCACCUACAAACGUCACAAUGUCUUCAUCAUCGCCAUCAACAAAAUCAUCACAAAAAAACUGUAUAGAUCCCGAUAUCGGCUGUAAUGAUCGUCUUUUGAUCUGUACAUAUACAUUAUUACGUUUCUGUUUGGAUGAUAUUGAUUCAAUGAAUCGUAAGACAAUCAUGUCAAGAUAUUUGGAAAAAUUGGCCAAUAUACACACCUUACUUGGCAAUUAUGCUGAAGCCGGUUUCACUUUGAAAUUACAAGCUGAUCAAUUAACAUGGUCAACAGAAUCAUCACGUAAAGAAUCACUUUGUCAUACAAUGUUAAAUUAUUUUGAAAAAGGUCAUUGCUGGGAAGAAGGUAUUCGUGUUUGUAAAGAAUUACAACAGGUUUAUGAACGUAAUUUCAAAUAUCGAAAAUUAUCGGCCAUAUUGAAACGAAAUGCUGAAUUAUUGGACAAAAUACUCACCGAACAUCGACCUGAUAAUGAAUAUUUUCGUGUGUCAUUUUAUGGAUUAAAAUUUCCAUCAUUUCUACAGAAUUCUACAUUCAUAUUUCGUGGUCUAGAAUUUGAAAAAAUCUCAUCAUUUACCCAUCGCAUUCAACGAGAAUUUCCUGAUGCUCAAUUAUUGACAAAAGUUAUACCGACCGAUGAAAAUAUCACCGAAUCAAAAUGUCAAUAUAUACAGAUAUUUUCGGUGAAACCAAUACCUGAAUUACCCAUAUCGGCCGAUUUAUUUGGUCCGGUCGAUCAUCAAGUAUUAAAAUAUUACCAAACAAAUUCCGUACGACAAUUCAGUCAAGAUCGUCCAAUUCAACGUGGACCAUUCGAUCCGAAUAAUGAAUUUAAAUCAUUAUGGAUUGAACGAACUAUCUAUACGACAGAACAAUCAUUGCCAGGAAUGUUACGUAUGUUUAAAGUGACAAGCACAUUAGUCUCAUAUUUAUCGCCGAUCGAAAAUGCCUGUGAAACUAUCGAGAAUAAAAAUUCUGAACUAUCCAAAUUAAUUCACACUUAUGGCGGUGGGGGACAAGAAUCUGCUAAUCGACCCGAAUCAAUUGCACCAUUAUCGAUGCGUUUACAAGGCAUAUUGGAUGCAGCUGUUAAUGGUGGUGUUGCCAAAUAUAUUGAAGCGUUUCUUGGAUCAGAAUUUCUUUCAGCAAAUCCGGAUCAAGCAACAAAUGUAACCCGUCUAAAAGAUCGUAUUGCACAACAGAUUCAAUUAGUUGAAUCUGGUCUACAGCUUCAUGGUCGAUUAGCACCGACAGCAGUUCGGCCAUUACAUACUAGACUUUUGGAACGAUUCUCAACAAUGCGUACCACUGUACACCAGGCAAAUAUUGAAACAUCACAAGCAUUGUUAUGGUGUCCUAAUAAUGCAUCAAAUCACCACAGACCAUCAAUAUUAUCACAACCAUUACCACCUAUACCACAACGUACGAAUCAUUCGGAUAAUGUAAGCAUUGGUGAGAUAUCAUCGCAAUCAUCAUCAUCGGACACAUCAUCACUUUCAUCAAAUUCAUCAUUAACAACAGCAACGGCAAUCAUUGCCCAUCCAUCCACGUUGUCACAAUCAAAUCAUUCCCACCAUCCUAAUAAUAAUCAUCACCAACACCACAGCCAUCAACAUCAUCAUGAUCGUUUAUCAUUGCGUACACCACCACUAUCGCAACCACCGUCUCAACCACCUUAUAAUCAUCAAUCACCGGGAACAAAAUCUUUAAAGAAUAAACCAUUACCACCAUUGCCGCCGACUUCAUCAUCUAUCAUUAGUGAACAACAACAACAACAACAUCCAGUUGUUAUUAAACGUCACAAUUCUAAUGUUGAACAUCGACCACGAUUGAUUGUAAAACAGCCACCAAUCGAAGAUAGUAUUUAUUCCGUACCACAGUAUACUGAUCUUGAUCUUUGUAAUUUAUUGCCUGAUAAUGAAAGUUCAGUGGAUGAUAGUAUGGAUUAUUGUGAUGUUAAUGUUAAUGAUCAUCCGAAUCGCCAUACAGCAACCGGUGCAGCUUCUAUCGAUAUGAUCGAUGGUGUUCAGCCACAUCAAUUAUCCAAUCGAAUUAAUCGUUCAUUUUCGAUACCAUCGUCAGCAAUAGCUAUGUCAUUAUACAAUAAUAAUAACAAUGGUCAUAAAGGAAAUCUAAUUGAAUCAAUUGUCGAUGGUGAUAAUAAUGAUGAUAUAAAUGUCAUUACCACUUUAUCGCCACCACCAUUACCACCACGAUCUUCUGGUUCGACAUUAGAUCGUUCGAAUUCUUUGAAUUCCGGUAGAUAUCGUCCGAGUAGUAUUGGACCUCCAGCAACACCACCACCACCACCACCACCGCCUCCUGCUUUACCACAACGUCCGAUGAAAAAAUCAUCAUCAAUUUCGGCAGCUACCAAUAAUAAUACAAUAGUUUCUAAUGGUGGUGGACGUUCAUCUUGUUCAACACCACCAAUCAUACCAAUAGUAGCUAAACAACCUAUUGUAAAUCAAACUAUUGAUCCUGGACCACCAAUUGAACGACCACCACCUCCUCCACCAACAAUUCCACCUUCAACUACUAGUAAUGCUCAUUUUACUACAUUAGAUGGUCUGGAAUUUGAAAAUCUUUUACUUUCAUCACCAACACCAUUAUCACAGCAAACGACUACAUCAAGGCCUGCACCAAUUAUUGGCAUUGAAAUUAAUAAUAAUUCCAAUACAACUACCGCAGCUAUUAGUAAUAAUAAUGGCCUAUCAUCAUUGAUUUUGGAUGAAAUACCUGGUAAUCAUCGUCCUCCAUCGUUAGAAUUGAAUCGUACGAAAUCUAAUUCAUUACCACGAAGUUUACAACAACAAUUUACUGAUUCAAUGUUGAACAAUAACAAUCAAAAUACCGUGGUCGAUAAUAAUAAUAUUAUUAUGGAUCAAACAUCAUCGAUGAUGGUUCAUUCGAAUUCAAAUCUUCCUCCGCCACAGUCACAAUCAUCUCCAUUAACAACAUUAUCAACCACUGGAACUACAUCUAGUCUCUUAUUUCAUUGAAUUAAUUCAUU